ACCCGAGCCUUUAAUCUUCCUUUUCGGGUAGAAGAACAUGGUCUUCCCGGCCGGCGCUGCUCGGGGGGCGCGUGCGCGUGUGCCGUCGCUCCUGGACGGGGUCUCCCGCCUCCACAGCCUAACCGCUGCGCUCUAGGCGGCCGCCAUUUUGUCUUUCCCGCGUAAGCAGCUGCUCGAGCUCCGAAGCUAGGGGCUUCCUUUGCCGGAAAGAUGGCGCGGCCCAGCCGAAGAAGAGGCCACUGCUCCCUUCGGAAACUUCAGAACCUCUCUGGCUGGAAUGAGCGGCCGGGCCACAUGGGUCAGAAGCGCUGAGGUAAGACGAGCCGAGCUAGCAUGGAGCCAAGAAGGGAGCAAGCGGCUUCUCGCCUCGAUGCUCACGCGGCAUCGUUGCCGCAGGCGCAGGCCGACGCCCCGUUUUCGUUGCUGCGGCUCUUUUCCCAGAUACGUCAGCGCCUCCUGCCAUUCCCGGUUGCCCCCCUCUUCUGGCUUCAGUCCGAGACCCACGCCACCGGCCCAGAGCCCUCCGUGCCAGUGUGGGGGACACCCGGCCUGGCUCCGCUUCUUGCCGUCCAGCACCAGCUGCGCCUGCUCUCCUCCUCCUCCGUGCUAGGCGGUGCUGACAAGAGCUCCCUGCCUGCACCCCUGAGUGCGGCUUGGGAGGAGCUGCCGAUGGCCCCACGCUUGCACACUAAGUUCCCGGAGUUCCUGCAGAAGGUGCCACUGCAGGAGAGCAAAGCUGCCCUUGGCGUGUCGGAUCCCGAUUGUGGCUAUUGCAGUUUGGAGGUGGAGGAGCAACAGCGUGAUUCUUGGGCCCCGAAAGAGAGUCUGGAGUGUUGCGAGGAAGAGCACCUAGAUUCGGGGAACACGUGUGGGCCUUAUGACCGGAGGAAACCAUCUGAGGAACGGGCUCCGGAGGUCAAAUCCGACUCCGGUGAGGACUCCGAUCUAGAGGAAGAGCUGUUCGUGGAGGCCAGACCUGCGUGUACGAACAAGCUGAUAGAUUACAUCCUGGGGGGCGCUUGCAGCGGGGAGGAGAGUGCCGGGGAGGAGGACUACGAUGGGGAGGAGGAGGAAGAUGAUGAUGGGUUUGAUAGUGAAGGCUCUCUAUCAGACUCAGAUACAGAAAGUCAGGAUGGGGAAAACAAUCACUUGUGGAACUCCUUUCAUAGCCUGGAUCCCUAUGACCCUCGAAAUUUCACAGCAGCUCUUCAUACUGCUGGGACUGCUCCCGAGAAGGGACCUCCCACUGGGCCAGAUGAGACAGAGGUGGAACAAGAUUCUUCCUCGUGGACUGAAAGUUCCUGUGAGGAAGAUGAAUGGGAGUCUAGUAGUGUAGAUGAAUCAGAAAACUUGAAAUUGUGGAACUCUUUCUGUAACCUGGGGGAUCCUUAUAACCCUUUCAACUUCAAGGCACAGUUUCAGGCUGCAGAAAAAAGGAAAUGUGACUUAAGAGAACCAACAGCAGUAGGCCUUGGCCCUUCUCAACAGAACAUCUUCCUUAGCUGUCAGGUGCACCUGCUUGAUAGCCAAAACUCAGAGGUUACAGAAAAUGUGAACUAUGGCAUCCUUUCUAGAGGAACGUGUAAGAAGAGGAAAAAGGUGACUUUCCUUGAAGAAGUGACCGAGUAUUAUAUAAGCAAUGAGGAAGAUCGCAAAGGACCCUGGGAAGAACUUGCACGUGAUGGGUGCCGCUUUCAUAAAAGAAUUCAAGAAACUGAAGCUGCUAUUGGAUAUUGUUUAACAAUAGAGCACAGGCAGCGAAUAUUUAAUAGACUUCAGGAAAAUGUGUUAUGAAAGACUGAUUUUCUAGCACCUUAAUAAAGUAUAAGUUUGAAAGGGUAACACAUUUUAAUGGCACGUAUGAGAAUCUUACCAGAGUUUGUUCUUUUAAAAAUGGCAGCUGCCUACAGUGAUCUAAAACUGGGUAACAGGAGCAAUUUUAAUACUGUAUCUCAGUACUCUGCCAACAAAUACGCUGCAUGUAUCUGGACACAGUGUUAAAACUAACUCCAUUGGGUAUCCAAGAUUACUGAAUAACUGUUUCCUUCUAAAGCCAAGUGUACGUAUUUUUUCAGAAGCCAAUCCAGAUGCCGCCUCCUGCAUAUAUGAGUGGAUGCUGUGUCUCAUUCCCAUAUAUAUAUAUAUAUAUAUAUAUAUAUAUAUAUAUAUGAACAAAGAUAGGCAAGUAUGAAUGGAAUUUUGCACUUUUUAAAGGGGAAAUAUUUUGAAAGUUAUUUAUUGUGGUUGAACCCCACCUAUUCAGUUUUGAUUUAAAGUUUGCAAAUUUCAGCCUCUUCUCUCUCUCAAAUUUGUAUACUAGAAAACUGAAAUGUUCUAAUUGUUCUGAUAGCUGAAACAAAUUCUAUUUUACUUUUUGAAAUUGAAUCUAACAUCCAUCCUAUAUGUGGGUAUUUCUCUUACUAUCUGAAAUGUUAAAAAAGACUAGAUUGGUAAAGACCUUUGGUUUUAAAGGAUUUCCUUUUCCCAUUUUUAAAAAAUACAGUUUGCUUUUUUAUUGCAGUAGGAUGCUGUGUAUUUGCACAGAUUUUGCCAAGUGCAGCAUGCUGGUUUGUUAUGGACAAUUUAUAAACAUAAAUUGCAAAGAAAAUUCUAAGGAUGGGCUACUGGAAUUCUACAGCAGUUCUCUUUGUUCUUUGUUUUUAUAAGGUGCCUAUAAACUUCUAGAACACUGUAGGGAAAGGAAUGUUGAUUUAAUUGCAAUCUGCCUCAAAUUACAGAUACACUAAAACUCAUGGGAAAUUACCAGUUUACCAGAAAUCAGUAUUAAUAUAAUUGUUCAUAUAGCAACAAAAUUAUAUGUAAAGAUAAUUCUGCAGUUUCAUAUGUGUCUUGAAUCAUCAUGUUAUGUAGUUUGUCAAAGCAUACACUUGGAUUAUUGAGCAUUAUUGGAAGCUUAUUGUUUGGCUUUCAAACUAUUAUUCAAAUAGCCUAGGUAAGCAGUUUUAAAUAACUCAUUGCCAAAGCUAUUAAAGUAAAUGCAGUGCUUCGUAACAAUUUCAUCCAGUUUCACAUAAAUGUGUACUUCUGUAGCAAAUGGGUAACAAUAUCCAUUGCUUCAAUGUACUGCUCUUUGUAAUGUGACAGAGAAGAUUGUAUGUUUUUUGGGGGGGCGGGGGUUUAAAGCUAUACAUGAACGAGAAUCAACCAUAUAAAGGCCCUGUGUAUUUUAUUCUGGUACAUUCUAACAGUUAAGUAGCCUUCUUAAAUCCAGUUUCUGUAUAACGUCUACAUGUAUAGGAGGAAUGUGUGUUACACAAACAAAUGUUCCUGACUUUCAGUAGGCCAGAAAGCUUGUUCAUGGAAUGCUUAAUUUUAAUUCAUUAUUGCCUUGAGGCAUCGUGAUAGUCUGGUGUGCACUGCUGUAGAAUUUCAUUGAGCCAUCUGGACCUGUAUCAAGGUUGCAACCCUGUGUACAUACUUGAAAAUGUCACAUUUGAAUUCAGUGGGACUUGGCUUCUAAAUAAGCAUACAUAAGAUUGGGCCACAGAAAUUAUUAUACUCAGAAUUAAACAUCUUUCCUCUUUGGUACUGUUUUAAGUAUUCUCUCUCACUAGUUUUCUCCAGUUUGGAGCCAUUUAAAAAAUCCCCCAAAACCAGACUUCCUGAAAUAAAAUGAAUUCACUUUCAAUAAAUCUUCGGCUUACCAUGGAAAUAUUUAAAAGAGCUACAUGCAGCAAUGAAGGAUGUCUCUUCAGCUUCAUUUGAGUAAUGAGACAUGAAAAACUAAAACUUUAAAUCAAAACCAUGAUUCUGAGAAUUUUAUUUUUAUAUCAUUUUAAAAAGGUAAAGAUAGAGCCAGACAACCUUUCACUUUAUACAGAUUUAAAGGAUUUGAUAUCUUACUGGCUUUUUAUACUUAAAAGUUAUAUUUCUGUAUAUAAUCAGUUUAACGCUAAUCUAUAGAAUGUAAUAAAGAAACUUUGCAAGCUA
Messenger RNA from Varanus komodoensis (Komodo dragon), 3951 nucleotides. RefSeq names its product protein phosphatase 1 regulatory subunit 15B (gene PPP1R15B). The record is from RefSeq and is a predicted model, not a curated record. The transcript has 2 exons. Gene Ontology annotation, cellular component: protein phosphatase type 1 complex; endoplasmic reticulum. Lineage: Eukaryota; Metazoa; Chordata; Lepidosauria; Squamata; Varanidae. Gene Ontology annotation, molecular function: protein phosphatase regulator activity. The coding region runs from base 334 to 1794 and encodes 486 amino acids. Gene Ontology annotation, biological process: response to endoplasmic reticulum stress.